AUUGCCGCUUCUGUAGCCGACCGUAAGUGAGCUUUUGCUUGGAAAGGCGCCACUUGUAAGAAUCCGGACUCUCUUGCACAGAAAGCAGGACAUGGCCAAGCCCAAGAUUGCAGUUGUUGGCGCUGGGCUGAUUGGCCUCUCCACCGCGGUGUGCAUUUCAGACGCCAUUUCAAACUGCAGCGUGACUGUAGUUGCUGACAGAUUUACUCCCAACACGACAAGUGAUGUAGCAGCCGGAAUGCUUAUUCCACAUGCUUGCCCAGACACACCGGUUCAUCGACAGAAGCAAUGGUUUAGGGAGACCUUUGACCACCUGUCAGGAAUCUGCAAUUCCUCGGAGGCUUCAGAGGCUGGGAUUCAUUUGGUAUCUGGCUGGCAGAUUUUUAAAACCAUUCCUGAUGAGAAGGCCCCAUUCUGGUCUGAUGUGGUUCUAGGGUUUCGCUCAAUGACUGAAAAAGAGCUGAAGAAAUUUCCACACCACAAAUAUGGUCAGGCCUUUACGACCCUGAAAUGUAACUGCCCGCCUUAUCUGAUCUGGCUGGAGAAAAGGCUGAAAGAAAAUGGGGGCCAAGUUCAUUCUAGACACCUAGAAGACCUCUGGGAACUCCACAAUGACUAUGACAUCAUAGUGAACUGCUCAGGCAUUGGAUCCAGGAAGCUCGUAGGUGACCUAGAGAUAUACCCCACUAGAGGUCAAGUUCUCAAGGUUCAUGCCCCUUGGGUCACGCACUUCAUUCGCGAUGGGGACGGACUGACAUACAUCUACCCAGGGAUGCACAAUGUCACAUUGGGAGGGACAAGGCAAAAAGAUAUCUGGACGCUGUCCCCGGAUCCCAAGACCAGCAAAAACAUAUUUGGUCGAUGUUGUGUUCUUGAGCCGUCGCUUCGGACAGCUCGGGAUAUUACAGUGCGAGUGGGCCUGAGGCCAUCCAGGUCAUCCGUGAGGCUGCAGAAAGAGAUACUGGUCCGAGGCAAUGAGAAGCUACUGGUGGUCCACCAUUAUGGGCAUGGUGGCGGUGGCUUUUCAGUGCAUCAGGGUACAGCCAGAGAAGCAACUCAGCUGGUUAAGGAGUGUAUUGGAGCACUGGAGAUGUCUAGGAAUAGGGCUAAGCUGUAAACUAUGGUGAAAACUCCCUCUCUCCCCUCUCAUUUUUUAUAUUUAGUAAUAUAGUUGGAUCAGGCUGUGCUUAUUGUGACAUAAAAUCUGGAAUGGGUGGAGAACCUCUUUCAGCUCGAGGGCCGAAUUCAACUCUGGAGAAGCUCUCGGGCUGCAUUCCAGUGGUGGGCGUAGCUGAAGGCAAAGGGGUUGGGGGUCAAAAGUACAAAACCACCGGCAUAUUUUAGCUUGAAGCUCUUACUGCCAGUAACUCAGCCUUAGGAGACACAUCUCAACCUUUAAGAAUGGGAGGAAAAACUGUGCCAAAGCUGGGGAACCAUCCAAUGAUUGGUGGUUGGG
This is a messenger RNA of Elgaria multicarinata webbii, 1456 nucleotides long. RefSeq names its product D-aspartate oxidase (gene DDO). Gene Ontology annotation, molecular function: D-aspartate oxidase activity; FAD binding. The coding region runs from base 92 to 1117 and encodes 341 amino acids. Gene Ontology annotation, biological process: L-aspartate catabolic process; D-amino acid catabolic process. Gene Ontology annotation, cellular component: cytoplasm. Lineage: Eukaryota; Metazoa; Chordata; Lepidosauria; Squamata; Anguidae. The record is from RefSeq and is a predicted model, not a curated record. The transcript is spliced from 5 exons.